Messenger RNA from Ananas comosus (pineapple), 3172 nucleotides. RefSeq names its product serine/threonine-protein kinase EDR1-like. Gene Ontology annotation, biological process: protein phosphorylation. Bases 433 to 2895 code for a protein of 820 amino acids. Gene Ontology annotation, molecular function: ATP binding; protein kinase activity. NCBI's taxonomy places the organism in Eukaryota, Viridiplantae, Streptophyta, Magnoliopsida, Poales, Bromeliaceae. The record is from RefSeq and is a predicted model, not a curated record. The transcript is spliced from 17 exons.
CGCGUUCCCUCCGACCCCUUCAUCCCCCUCGCCCCUACGCUACGCCACCUAUAAACUCGAAUAGCGUCACCACCUCGGGGAAGUUUCCACGAUCCCUCCCCUCUUUCUCUUCGUCCUCUUCCCCCAUCGCUCUCACCUCUUCUUCCCCUCAUCUCUCUCUCUCUCUCUCUCUCUCUCUCUCUCUCUCUCUCUUCUUCGUGAUGCCCUAGGAUCCCCCCGAACGAACUCGGCGGCGCCCAAUUCCGGAUUCGGACGGGAUUCGGGGGGAGCAAUGCGUUGCCCGGAUGGAUCGACCAUUAGAAUGGAAGAACUUAUGAGAAAGAUGUUUUGGGACCUGGUUUCUGUAGUUGUGAUAUCUUAUUUAGGCAGAUCAUGAGAACCAUGGGGUGACAAAUGGGAGGAAAUGAUAUGUAAUUCAAUAAUUUAUUGCCGAUGGAGGAUAUCCCAAGUGAUCCUGGGAAAUCGGAAGCUCCGAAUCCGAAUACAAGUUGGUGGCCCUCAGACCUAACAGGCAAGUUGCGGUCUGUUUCUUUAAUGCCGGAAGAACAGAAUUUGGGCGCAGCUGGCUCGGCCUCUAAUGCUGGACAAGAACUUUCGCCUCGGGCUGCUUCUCAGAUUUUGUGGUCCACUGGAACAUUAUCCAGUCCAAUACCAAAUGGUUUUUAUUCUAUCAUUCCGGAUAAGAAGCUGAAGGAGCUUUUUGACACUAUUCCUUCUCCAGAAGACCUCAAUUCUUUUGGGAUUGAGGGGCUAAAAGCUGAGAUCAUUCUUGUAGAUGCAGAUAAGGAUAAGAAGCUUUCCAUGCUUAAACAAUUAAGUGCAGCACUGGUGAAAGGAUUGAGCUCUAAUCCAGCUUCACUAAUUAAAAAGCUUGCUGGUUUGGUAUCGGAUUUUUAUAAACGUCCAAAUCCACAGUUGAGCCCUGCAAAAGCUACAGCUGAAGAAAUUGCUCAUUUGAUGGAAAAUCGUGGAAUUCAACUCUUGGGGCAGAUAAGGCAUGGAUCAUGUAGGCCAAGGGCCAUUCUGUUUAAGGUUCUUGCUGAUUCUGUAGGUCUUGAGAGCAAACUGGUGGUGGGCCUGCCUGGUGAUGAAUCUGUUGAAUGUACAGACUCGGACAAGCAUAUGUCUGUGGUAGUUGUGCUAAACUCUGUGGAGUUGCUUGUUGAUCUGAUGCGUUUCCCAGGACAACUUGUUCCAUUCUCAGCCAAGGCUAUUUUCACAUCCCAUAUUUCUGCAGCUGGAGAGAGUGACUCUGCUGAUUAUGAUUCUUGUGAUUCUCCCCUUGAACCUAAUAGUCCUUUGUGUGGCUUUUAUGAGAGAAUUGAUGGUGAAAGUCAAGAACUAGACGAAAAUGCCAGAUCUUUAGGCAUCCGAAGAACUGAGGCCUCAAAUGUAUCUGGCCCUUCACUACGGAAUAUCAUGUUGAGAUCUGCCAGUCUAGCUGAGAGUAAAUUAAGUUUAUCGCAUAGUGAACCAAACAUUACAAAUGCUUUCUGGGGUCGUAGCAGGAGCAAAGUCGUUGCUGAUCAACAAAGGACAGCUAGUUCAAGCCCAGAGCAUCCUUUGUCUAGAGUUCGCGGGAGGUCCAUGCUGAGUGGUGAUAGACAUUCAUUUAGAGAUUAUGCUGAUGGUGUUGCCACAUCAAGGUCAGAUGGGGCAUCAACAUCUAAUACUCGUAGAGCUCGAAGAAGAAGCAUUAGUAUUACUCCUGAAAUUGGUGAUGAUAUUGUGAGGGCCGUCCGCGCAAUGAAUGAAACAAUGAAGCAAAAUCGCCUUUUAAGAGACCAGAAUGAUGGAAGUUCUCAUUUGGAUUCAAAAAAAGAGGAUGUAAAUGCUUCGCCACAAAAUGUAGCAGAAUAUGAUCUAAAUAUUAAUGAUGAAUCAUCUAGUAGAGCAACCAGUUUGUACAAUGUUUCAAGAAGGCAAAUCACCAGUCAGAAGGCAAUAUCGUUACCUUCAUCCCCCCAUGAAUUCAGCGAUCGCAAUUCCGAGUUAAGCACACCUUCAGACUUCCUAACGGCAGAAGAUUUGAUGUCGACAUGGAACAAAGUCUUGCGGUCUUCACCAUUCUUGAACAAGCCUUUAUUGCCUUUCGAAGAAUGGCAUAUUGAUUUUUCAGAGCUUACUGUUGGAACUCGAGUUGGAAUAGGGUUUUUUGGAGAGGUUUUUCGGGGAAUAUGGAAUGGUACAGAUGUUGCAAUUAAAGUAUUUCUAGAGCAAGAUUUGACAGCUGAGAAUAUGGAAGAUUUCUGCAAUGAAAUAUCCAUAUUAAGCCGACUUCGACAUCCAAAUGUAAUAUUAUUCCUGGGAGCAUGCAUGAGGCCUCCUCACCUAUCACUGGUCACCGAGUACAUGGAGAUGGGUUCAUUAUAUUAUCUAAUUCAUAUGAGUGGGCAGAAAAAGAAGCUCAACUGGCGUAGGAGGUUGAAAAUGCUUCGUGAUAUUUGCAGGGGGUUGAUGUGCAUGCACCGCAUGAAAAUAGUCCACCGUGAUUUGAAAAGUGCAAAUUGUCUGGUGAAUAGGCACUGGACUGUCAAGAUUUGUGAUUUUGGGCUCUCUCGAGCAAUGACUGGUGCUCCGAUGAGUGACAAUUCAUCUGCAGGAACUCCCGAAUGGAUGGCUCCGGAGCUCAUGCGCAAUGAACCCUUCACAGAAAAAUGCGAUAUUUUCAGUCUUGGAGUGAUAAUGUGGGAACUCUGCACCCUAAAUAGGCCGUGGGAAGGGAAACCAUCAGUCCAAGUUGUCUACUCUGUUGCUAAUGAAGGAGCAAGGCUAAAAAUUCCUGAUGGGCCUCUUGGCUGCCUAAUUUCAGAUUGCUGGGCGGAGUCUGAGAAAAGACCGAACUGCCAGGAGAUACUUACCCGCUUGCUCGAUUGCGAAUACACUCUUUGCUGAUAUAAUAUGCUGCGAAUUUGUAUAUCAAUUGUUGAGGCAACAAAACAUCAGCUUGCGUUUUCUGUAUCAUUUUUCUUUUUGUGUUAGUGCUUUACCCUGUCCACCUGAAAUUGUAAAUUAGCAAUCUGUGCUGUGAGAGACAAGAUUCCUUAGCAUUUUUUUUACUUUCACUGCUUCUUCCAAUAUGAUCCCAAUUGCACAAAUUUUACUGCACAAUAGAAUGAAUUUUGUGACUUCUUCCAGAACUAAAUUAAGAUUCCACUGCUUUUUGAAUGCU